Messenger RNA from Perkinsus marinus ATCC 50983, 834 nucleotides. RefSeq names its product RNA-binding protein with serine-rich domain, putative. The transcript is spliced from 6 exons. Gene Ontology annotation, molecular function: RNA binding. Gene Ontology annotation, biological process: mRNA splicing, via spliceosome. Lineage: Eukaryota; Perkinsozoa; Perkinsida; Perkinsidae. The annotation marks the transcript as partial. The record is from RefSeq and is a predicted model, not a curated record. Gene Ontology annotation, cellular component: ASAP complex; cytoplasm; nucleoplasm.
AACACCAAUAAAAGAUAUAGUAGGAGUAGGAGUAGAGGCAGUAAUACUAAAAUGGAUAGGGGUCAGAAUAAUAAAGAAGGUCGUAUUCCUUCAUCAUCAUUAACUACUAUUCUACACGUAUCCAAUCUCACACGUAAUAUUAAUGAAGACCAUCUUUAUGAGAUAUUCGGUACUUUUGCUGAAGUUAUUGAUGUUCAUCUUGCUAUAGAUGAUAAAGUUAAUCUCCCUAAAGGAUAUGCUCAUAUUACAUUACCAAAUAAAGAGGCCGCUAAAGAUGCUAUAUAUCAUCUUGAUCAUGCUCAGAUAGAUGGCAAUAUUAUUAAUAUUCGAUUGGCACACAAGAGUAGUGGGGAUGAUAAAGAAUUAUCUCCAGACAAUCAUGCGGUGGAUGGAGAUAUAAAGGAACACAGAGUAGAGGAGGAGGAGAAGGGGGAGAGGGUUAGACGACACAAGAGAGCAUCAUCAUCUCCAUCAUCUCCUCCUCGUCGUCGUCGACGUGAUGAUGAUGAUGAUGAUGAUGAUAGAAAGAAUAGGAGGCGUACAAGAUCAUCAUCAUCAUCAUCAUCAGUACAAGGGAUGUAUCGUCGUCAUCAUCAUUCGAGUCGACGAGGUUCACGAGAUGAGAGAGAUGAAGAUGAUAAUAAUAGUCAUCAACAACAACAACAACAAGAAUCACAGGUUGGACCCAAGCAUCGCUAUAAGCAGUAUUCGAAUAAGCAAUGACCACUAUCAUCAUCAUCAUGCACAUCAUCCCGAUAUACUAGAUGUAUGUUGUAGGAGAGGGGGUAGGAUAAUGACAAACAAAAUGACUAUCAAUCUAUUAUCGGUCAAUAU